AUGCCCCAGACCACCACGCUGUUCCCUGCUGCACUGUGCCACGCCAUGCUGUGCCGCAUCAUGUUGCAUCAUCACCUGCCAUGCUGUGCCAUGCUGAGCUAUCUGUGCUACGCUGUGCUGUGCCACACCAUGCCCUCCCCUGCCCAGCUGCGCCUGGCUAUGCCAUGCUACGUUCGUGCGUGCCUUCCUGCCUUGCUUUCGCUGGGCUGGUGUUCCCUAUGACACCGAGACAGGCCACCAUCCCCUGUCAACGUGACUGUGACGCAGCUGAAGGCAAACUCUGCCACAGUCUCCUGGGACGUCCCAGAAGGAGACGUGGUCAUCGGCUAUGCCAUCUUACAGCAGCGGCAAGAUGGACAGAUGCAGCGCUUCAUCCGGGAGGUGAACACCACCAACCGGGCCUGCGUGCUGUGGGACUUGGCGGAGGAUGCUGAUUACAUCAUCCAGGUGCAGAGCAUCGGCCUGUAUGGAGAAAGCCAGGCCAGUAAGCGUGUCCACUUCCGGACCCUGAAGGAUACCGACCGCCUCCCUUCCAACAGCUCCAACCAAGGUGACAUCACCAUGGAAGGGCUGGACAAAGACAGGCAGCUGCAGACAGGCGAGAUUAUCAUCAUUGUGGCUGUGCUGCUCAUGUGGGCAGCGGUGAUCGCCCUCUUCUGCAGACAGUAUGACAUCAUCAAGGACAACGACUCCAACAACAACAAGGAAAAGACAAAGCCGUCCUCAGAGCACAGCACACCAGAGCGACCGAGUGGAGGGCUGCUGCGGAGCAAGAAGAAGUCUCCCUCGGUCAAUAUAAUCGAGGUGUAA
Molecule: messenger RNA, 810 nt
Organism: Opisthocomus hoazin
Lineage: Eukaryota; Metazoa; Chordata; Aves; Opisthocomiformes; Opisthocomidae
Source: RefSeq, a predicted model, not a curated record